UUUCUUCUAUUCAUGCUUUGUGUCAAAGCAAUCAAUAGGUUGGGAAGGAUUUACUUUUAACCAUCUCGAUCACCCCAGAUAAUAAAUUUUUUCCUCUGAAAAUAUUUGACGCCCUCAAUAUCCAAUGCCCAAACUCAACUUAUAAUGAGUUUUUGUCAACUCAAAUUUCCCCAAUCAUUAUUAUAAAAGAGCCCCACAUGUAUGCUUGGAGGCGCCUGUACCCUUAACCUCUCCUCCUCUCCUUCUCCAUAAUCAUAAGAUCAACAACAGCAUACAUGGAAGGGGAGAUGCGCAACUACGCUAUAGUAUGGCUUCAAGUCCUGAUUUCUGCAUCUUUUAUCUUUUUCAUAGCAAAGAAACUCCCAAAAGGUCUUAAAAGAUUAAUUUCUGUACUCCCAAUUGUGUGCUUAUUUCUCUAUCUCCCUCUCAAUCUCCAUACCGCCCAUCUUGGUGGCGGCAUGGGAUUCAUCGUCUCUUGGCUUGCUAAUUUCAAGCUCCUGCUCUUUGCAUUUGAUAAGGGUCCGUUAUCCAAUCCAAGAUUGUCUCUUGGAAGCUUUGUUGCUCUCACUUGUCUACCCAUCAAGAUCCAACAAAAUCCACCUCCUCAAAACUCCCAUAAAUCCCAGAAAUCUCCUCUCAAUUAUGCAAUCAAGAUUCUAAUUUUUGGACUGGUCUUGUGUUCUUAUGAGUAUGGUGAUUAUAUGCAUCAAAACGUCGUCGCAUUUCUCAACUAUCUCCAUUUGUACCUUAGCCUGGAUAUGGGGUUAGCCGUUUUAGCCGCGCUGGCUCGAGCCACGCUGGGGUUAGAGCUGGAGCCGCAGUUCAACGAGCCGUACCUAUCCAGCUCACUACAAGACUUUUGGGGAAGACGAUGGAAUUUAAUGGUAUCGCGUACUCUACGACCGACGGUAUACGAACCGACACGUGAUUUGGCGACACGAUUCGUGUCUCGCAAGUGGGCCGCACUGCCUGCGGUGUUCAUGACGUUCGUCGUGUCUGCGGUGAUGCACGAGCUCAUGCUGUAUUACUUGGCGCGUGGUGUGCCUUCGUUGGACUUCGGUCUGUUCUUCGUCCUUCACGGGCUGGGUGUGGUGGUUGAGAUUGCUUUGAAGAAGGCGUUCGCCGACAGGUGCCGGUUGCCGUGGAUGAUAUCGGGGCCUUUGACGCUUGGAUUUGCGAUGGUUACCGGCUGUUGGCUGUUCCUUCCGCCUUUGCGGCAGUGCAACCAAUUUGAACGAAUGGCUGAAGAGUACGUCAUCGUUGGCGCGUGGAUAAAAAAAGUAUUGAAGUCCGCCAUUAAUUUUCAGUAAUGUCAGCUGGUCAUAUACAUAUGAGAGUUUAAAUCUCUUAAAUAAAAUUUUAAAACAUUUUAACUUUUAAAAUGAAUGUUAAAUUUUUAAAAAAUUAUAU
Tripterygium wilfordii is the source of this 1410-nucleotide messenger RNA. Its product is annotated as acyl-CoA--sterol O-acyltransferase 1-like. Gene Ontology annotation, biological process: lipid metabolic process. The transcript has a single exon. The coding region runs from base 276 to 1310 and encodes 344 amino acids. The record is from RefSeq and is a predicted model, not a curated record. NCBI's taxonomy places the organism in Eukaryota, Viridiplantae, Streptophyta, Magnoliopsida, Celastrales, Celastraceae.